Prunus armeniaca (apricot) is the source of this 645-nucleotide messenger RNA. The record is from the annotation of a GenBank genome assembly. NCBI's taxonomy places the organism in Eukaryota, Viridiplantae, Streptophyta, Magnoliopsida, Rosales, Rosaceae.
AUGGUGGUAAAGGUGUAUGGCGCUGCCUAUGCUUCCCCAAAGCGUGUGCUAGUGUGCCUUGUUGAGAAAGAGGUCGACUUCGAGACCAUCCCCAUUGAUCUCCUCAAGGGAGAGCACAAACACCCUGAAUUUCUCAAAUUGCAGCCCUUUGGAACAGUUCCUCUCAUUCAAGAUGGGGAUUAUACUUUAUAUGAAUCACGCGCAAUCAUAAGGUACUAUGCCGAAAAGUACAAGUCUCAAGGGACUGCUUUGCUAGGGAAGACAAUUGAGGAAAGAGGGCUUGUUGAGCAAUGGCUAGAGGUUGAAGCACACAACUUCCACCCACCACUCUAUAACUUAGUCCUUCACAUUUUGUUUGCCUCAGGAUUGGGUUUUCCUUCAGAUCCCAAGGUCAUUCAAGAGAGUGAAGAAAAGCUAGGGAAGGUGUUGGACAUUUAUGAGGAGAGGCUGUCAAAGAGCAAGUACUUAGCUGGUGAUUUCUUCAGCCUUGCUGAUCUUAGCCACCUUCCAUUUACUCAGUAUCUGGUGACUAUUUUGGGGAAGGAGUAUCUGAUAAAGGACAGAAAGCAUGUCUCUGCUUGGUGGAAUGAUAUUAGCAACAGACCAUCUUGGAAGAAGGUCCUCGAGUUUGGUGGCCCAUUUUAA